GACACACCGCAACCAGACCAAAUAUUGCAAUAUAUUACAUCAGCAUUUUAUCUAUAAAAAAUUGUUUAUUUUCCCUUAAAAGUUAACAGCAACAGUUCAUUUAAGUCCAUUGCUAAAAGUGAAAAAGAAUCGACAAAAUGGCCAACGAAGAAAUACACACUCAAAUGGCUGCUAUUUAUAUUAGUGAAUCCGGUGAUGAUACUGUCGGUGAUGGAUCACAAACAAAACCAUUAAAAACAUUGCUUGAAGCUAUGCGUCGAGCAAAAACCGAACCAUUUCCACCAUUCUAUGCUGAUUCUGUUCCUGAUGAUAAUGAAAAAACAGAACAAAAAGAGAAAUGGACAUUGGUCAGUCAAUCACAGAUUAAAAAAAUCAAAAAAAUCUGGAUAAGAGAUCAGUACAAAAAUAAAGAUAAAAACGAGAAAAAAGAAUGUGAUGAUCAGGAACGACAAAAAAGACUGGAAGAAUCGAAAGGCAUACAUAUCGAACAGGACACGUCAUUGCCGGUUGCUGAACGUAUCAAAAUUAAAGCGGUUAAAUCGAUGCAAGAUAAACGGGUACAGAUAUACGGUUGGGUACAUCGACUUCGUCGACAAGGUAAAUCAUUAAUGUUCAUCAUUCUUCGUGAUGGAUCUGGAUUUCUCCAAUGUGUCCUUUCCGAUCUGCUUUGUCAAACAUAUGACGCACUCGUAUUGCAAACCGAAUCAUCUGUUGCCAUUUAUGGAACUCUACUUGCAUGCGAUAAAGCUAUCGGUGGUAUUGAAUUAAAAUGCGAUUAUUGGGAAUUGAUUGGUAACGCACCACCGGGUGGUAUCGAUCAUGUUUUGAAUGAAGAAUCUCAGGUAGAUGUUCAACUUGAUCAACGGCAUUUGAUGCUUCGAGGUGAAAAUCUUUCCAAAAUAAUGGCUUUUCGGGCUAUACUGUUACGUGCAUUCCGUGAUCAUUAUGAAUCACGUGAUCAUGCUGAAAUCACACCUCCCACUAUGGUUCAAUCACAAGUAGAAGGUGGUUCCACUUUGUUCAAAUUUGAUUAUUUCGGUGAAGAAGCUUUUCUAACACAGUCAUCACAACUGUAUUUGGAAACCGUACUAUCAUCGUUAGGUGAUGCAUAUUGUAUUGCUCAAUCAUAUCGAGCCGAAGCUUCACGUACACGACGUCAUCUUUCCGAAUACACUCAUGUCGAAGCCGAACGUGUAUUUAUCACGUUCGAUGAUCUACUCAAUUCGAUAGAAGAUUUGAUUGUCGACGUUAUCGAACGUGUUAUGGCCAAUCCAACUGGUAAAGAGUUGCUUCUAUUUUUCAAUCCGGAUUUUAAACCGCCGAAAAAACCAUUCAAACGAAUGAAUUAUUCCGAUGCAAUCGAAUAUCUAAAAGCUAACGAUAUACGUAAAGAUGAUGGUACAUUCUAUGAAUUUGGUGAAGAUAUACCCGAAAUGCCUGAACGUCGUAUGACCGAUAAAAUUAAUGAACCAAUAAUGUUGUGUCGAUUUCCGGCACAAAUUAAAUCAUUCUAUAUGCCACGUUGUAAGGAGGAUAAUCGUCUUACAGAAUCUGUUGAUGUUUUAUUACCCGGUGUCGGUGAAAUUGUUGGUGGAUCUAUGAGGAUCUGGAACUAUGAUGAAUUGAUCCAGGGAUUUAAACGGGAACAGAUUAAUCCUGAAAAAUAUUAUUGGUACACUGAUCAACGUUUGUUUGGUACAGCACCACACGGUGGUUAUGGUCUUGGUCUUGAACGUUUCAUAACUUAUCUUUUGAAUCGUUACCAUAUUCGUGAUGCUACACUUUAUCCACGAUAUAUUUCACGUUGUACGCCUUGAACAUUGUGUCAUUCAUGGC
This is a messenger RNA of Dermatophagoides farinae (American house dust mite), 1836 nucleotides long. RefSeq names its product asparagine--tRNA ligase (gene AsnRS). Gene Ontology annotation, cellular component: cytoplasm. NCBI's taxonomy places the organism in Eukaryota, Metazoa, Arthropoda, Arachnida, Sarcoptiformes, Pyroglyphidae. The record is from RefSeq and is a predicted model, not a curated record. Gene Ontology annotation, biological process: asparaginyl-tRNA aminoacylation. Gene Ontology annotation, molecular function: asparagine-tRNA ligase activity; ATP binding; nucleic acid binding.